CAUUAUCUAAGCAUAAGUCGACGGAGGUUCGCGUUCGAGGCAGCCAUCGCAAAACUAUGUCUGCAACUGCCAAAGUCCACUCACACCAAUCCAAUCGCGCAAAGCCAGCAGAAUCACAGAAAAAGGUUGUUUUUAAGCCCGUUCUUGACAAUCCUUUCCGGGUUUAUUGGCCAUCCGUACCAGUCAACCUACAAAAUCUCAUUCUAGCGCAAACGUCCACUCUUCUUGAUGGCAUAGCGGAAUAUCAGCGUUUGAAAGGUAUCAUCCAACGUAAACGAAAGAGAGGCAAAUGUGAUGAAAGUGGAGGCAAUAUCGAAACACCACCGAUUCUAUCGCACUUGACAGUGGGUAUCAACGCUGUAACGAAGCGUUUGGAAGGUCAACUUGGACGACGGAAAAACCUCGUCAAGAUAACAUCUGCUUCUGAUUCGAUAACCCUUCAGGACGAUAGUCUUUCCUCGAGCACUCUGGCGUCGAUUCGAGUGGUACUCGUUUGUCGAGCAGACGUCAAUCCACCCAUCUUAAUUGACCAUAUUCCUCAUAUCGUUGCAGCUUUCAACUCCUCCUUACCUUCGCACCAAGAAAAAGAAAAACCGAUACUACUUUCCCCACUUCCAUCCGGUGCAGAACACACUCUAGCAGAGUUACUUGGGCUGAGGAGGGUAGCUGUUUUGGCGUUCGAUGAUGAAACGCCAAAUCUCGCGGUACUUCUCAAAGACUCUGAGAAAAUACCUGUUAUUACUGCUCCUUGGCUCGUACCUUUGCAACCGCAGCAGAUUAUCCCCACACAUAUAAAGCAAGUGCGGACUACUGCUCCUAAGGAUAUGAAGGUCGCGAAGGAACAAAGGGCGGCUGGUAGAAAGGCAGCGAAGGCAAAGAAGAAGGCAAAGAAGACAGAUGUCGCCUAAUGCUAAUCAAAGGAGGUUUUCUGUUCCAUCCCCAUUUCGCGUCUUUUCAGAGUCGAUCACGUUGCGAUUCGGUAGACAAGUGUAGAUAAGGUCGAAUUCUCUAGAGGCCAGAGCCACGUCUGCCUGUGUAAUCGUCCUUGAAGCUUCAGCUGAAUGAAAGCAAUUGUAUGUGAUUCUGUUACAAUAAGAUCGAGG
Molecule: messenger RNA, 1103 nt
Organism: Marasmius oreades (fairy-ring Marasmius)
Lineage: Eukaryota; Fungi; Basidiomycota; Agaricomycetes; Agaricales; Marasmiaceae
Exons: 4
Coding region: 57-908 (283 amino acids)
Biological process (GO): rRNA processing; intronic box C/D snoRNA processing; tRNA processing
Cellular component (GO): cytosol; nucleolar ribonuclease P complex; ribonuclease MRP complex
Molecular function (GO): ribonuclease MRP activity
Source: RefSeq, a predicted model, not a curated record